Sordaria macrospora k-hell is the source of this 366-nucleotide messenger RNA. RefSeq lists its product as uncharacterized. The record is from RefSeq and is a predicted model, not a curated record. NCBI's taxonomy places the organism in Eukaryota, Fungi, Ascomycota, Sordariomycetes, Sordariales, Sordariaceae.
AUGCCCAAGAAGAGAGCUGCCUCCCCUGCGCGCUCGCCCGUCGCCAAGCGCACGCGUACUGUUCCCAAGAAGGCCGCUGCUCCCAAGUCCACUGCUCUUAAGCCCGCUGCUUCCAGUAGCCGCCGUAAAACUGCCACUGUUAGCCGGGAUAGUCGCCCCAAGGAACGCCCUCUCUCCCCCGAAGACCCACCUCUCCCAGAUCGCAACACGCCUGGAAGCGUGGGAAGCUCUGUCAUCCCCAGAUCAUUCGCAGUUUACGCCGAACCCAAAAAUGACGAACCAAAGCCGCCCGCGAGAGUGAAGGUCUCCGAGCUCCAGAUGCCUCGGGCUUAUUUCUACCCGAUGAGAAAGGAAGAGGACAUGUAG